This is a messenger RNA of Branchiostoma belcheri (Belcher's lancelet), 1594 nucleotides long. Its product is annotated as arylsulfatase B-like. Bases 358 to 1521 code for a protein of 387 amino acids. NCBI's taxonomy places the organism in Eukaryota, Metazoa, Chordata, Leptocardii, Amphioxiformes, Branchiostomatidae. The transcript is spliced from 10 exons. The record is from RefSeq and is a predicted model, not a curated record.
AAAGCAGGUCCAACUCUGGGUCUAGUUUUGCGUAUCUUAAGGCAUUUCGUAUCAUACCGCCAUGCUGCCAUUUUCGUUGUGUUCGGUACUGCACUGUUGGUGUUGUGGCAGUCGACCGUUCUGUUCACUAACGGUUUCACUCAUUUCUUUACGCCGCGAAGGAUCGAUGCAGUAGCUGCCCAAAUCAAAAGGAGACCUCACAUCGUAUUCAUCCUGGCAGAUGACUAUGGGUGGAACGACAUUGGAUACCAUGAUUCAUUUAUACAAACUCCAAACCUUGACAGGCUGGCAUCAGAGGGAGUGAAGUUGGAGAAUUACUAUGUGCAGCCAAUAUGUAGUCCGUCAAGAGAACAACUUAUGACGGGUAGAUAUCAGAUUCGCUAUGGAUUACAGCAUAGUGUUAUCACGCACGACCGCCCCCAUGGUCUCCCGUUGGAUGAAGUAACACUGGCACAGAAACUAAAGGACAGCGGUUAUUCAACCUACAUUGUCGGCAAAUGGCAUCUGGGUUUCUUUGAAAAAGGAUAUCUACCCCUGGCGCGAGGCUUUGAUAGAUUUUACGGUUUCUUAACAGGUGGGGAAGACUACUGGUCUCAUAGAAGGCCUAAUAUCUAUUCAAAGGACCCUUCAGAGUAUCGAGGGUUGGAUCUACGUGUCCAGGAUGAACCUGUUCUGGAUCAAAAUGGAACAUAUUCAACACAUUUAUUCGCUUCAAAGGCCGCUGAGAUUAUUGGUCAUCAUGACCAAAACAAGCCUAUGUUUCUAUAUUUAUCCUUUCAAGCAGUGCAUGCACCUCUUCAAGUACCAGACGUGUAUGUUGAAAGGUACAAGAAUUUUGGGAGCAUUUCUGUACAAAAGUAUGCUGCCAUGGUGACAGCUAUGGACGAGGCAGUUGGAAAUGUGACAAAUGCUCUAAAAGUUACUGGGCUCUGGGACAACACUGUACUAAUAUUUUCCACUGACAAUGGUGCAAGAAGAGGUGCCGGUAGUAACUGGCCAUUAAGAGGCUGGAAGAAUACGUUAUGGGAGGGAGGAAUACGUGGUGUCUGUUUUGUAACCAGCAAGCUUCUUGAAAUAAAAAGAAGGACAAGCAACGCCCUCAUCCACAUCUCUGACUGGUUCCCUACACUUGUUCAUAUUUCACAAGGAUCCACUUACGACACGAAGCCUUUAGAUGGCUUUGAUGUGUGGAAUUCUAUAAGCAAGGGAACACCUUCUCCGAGAAAGGAGAUACUUCACAACAUUGACCCUUUGAAAUGUUCAAAGGGAUUUUCCUGUUCAAGCUCUGGAAAUGACAGCGUUUUUAACACCCUUACGUAUGCUGCUAUCCGAUCAAGAGACUGGAAGUUAUUGACAGGAUAUCAAGACCGUGGUGGAUGGAAACACCGAGAAACAUUUGGCAAUCACUUUGAAAAACCGGAUGACCCUCCUGACAAACAUCUUUGGCUGUUUAAUAUCCGCAACGACCCUCAGGAGAGAACAGAUCUUUCUACAAGGUGCCGAUGUCGGCUGCAUAGGUAAUGUAUGCUGUUAUGGAGUUCAGGUGCAGGUAUUGCAUGUAUGGUUGGAGUUCAGGUGCCGAUGUCAGCUGCGC